Messenger RNA from Linum tenue, 1945 nucleotides. NCBI's taxonomy places the organism in Eukaryota, Viridiplantae, Streptophyta, Magnoliopsida, Malpighiales, Linaceae. The record is from the annotation of a GenBank genome assembly.
CUCUUCUUCUUGCUUCAUUGUUUUUGGAGGGUUCAUAGUGUUGGCAUCCUUCAUGUGUAACCCAAAACCAUCCUCUCCUCCUUCAGUCAUCCUCCCAACCACCACCACCACCAAGUCCAUGGAUCCUCAUCCACAUUCUAAACUUCUCCAUCCUCAACAACAACAACAACAACAACAACAGCCAAAUCUCCAAGAUCCAGAUCAAGAGAAACUCCUUCAUAGAUGGCCAACUCCUUCUGAGCAGGUGGUGGAGGAAAUGAAAGCGCUGGGGAAAAUCUCUGGCCCGACCGCACUAACGGGGCUGAUCCUCUACUCCAGGGCCAUGAUAUCCAUGCUGUUCCUCGGCUACCUCGGGGAGCUGGAGCUCGCCGGCGGCUCCCUCGCCAUCGGCUUCGCCAACAUCACCGGCUACUCCGUCAUCUCCGGCCUCGCCAUGGGGAUGGAGCCCAUCUGCGGCCAGGCCUACGGCGCCAAGCAGAUGAAGCUCCUGGGGCUCACCCUCCACCGCACCGUCCUCCUCCUCCUCACCGCCUCCCUCCCCAUCUCCCUCGCCUGGCUCCACAUCGAGCCCAUCCUCCUCCGCUGCGGCCAGGACCCCAACAUCUCCGCCGCCGCCGCCACCUUCGCCGUCGCCUCCAUCCCGGACCUCUUCCUCCUCUCCUUCCUCCACCCGCUCCGCAUCUACCUCCGCACCCAGGGCGUCACCCUCCCCCUCGCCGCCUGCUCCGCCGCCUCCCUCCUCCUCCACCUCCCCCUCAACUUCCUCCUCGUCGGCCACUUCAAACUCGGCAUCGCCGGCGUCGCCGCCGCCGCCGUCGUCACGAACCUCAACCUCAUCAUCCUCCUCUGCUCCUUCGUCUACCUCUCGGGGGUUUAUAAAGAGUCCUGGGUCCCGCUGGGGCCCGACUCUUUCAGAGGGUGGGGACCGCUAAUACGAUUAGCGGUCCCCACGUGCGUUUCGGUAUGCUUGGAGUGGUGGUGGUACGAGCUCAUGAUUCUCCUCUGCGGGCUGCUGCCCAACCCAAAGUCAACGGUGGCGUCAAUGGGGAUUCUGAUUCAGACGACGUCGUUGGUCUACGUCUUCCCUUCUUCUUUGAGCCUCGGGGUUUCCACCCGGGUCGGGAACGAGCUCGGGGCGAACCGGCCCGGUCGGGCGCGGGUUUCGAUGAUGGUGUCGAUGGUGUGCGCGGCCGGGCUGGGUGUCGUGGCGAUGGUGUUUGCCGGGCUGAUGAGGUGGCAGUGGGGCCGGAUGUUCACUGCCGACGUGGAGAUUCUGGAGCUGACGUCGAUCGCGCUGCCCAUUGCCGGGCUGUGCGAGCUGGGCAACUGCCCGCAGACGACGGGCUGCGGGGUGCUGAGGGGGAGCGCGAGGCCGACGGUCGGGGCGAACAUCAAUCUGGGGUCGUUUUAUUUGGUGGGGAUGCCCGUGGCGGUCGCGCUCGGGUUCGGGGCGGGUAUGGGGUUUCCGGGUCUGUGGGUCGGGUUGCUUGCCGCGCAAGGCUCAUGCGCCGUGCUCAUGCUGGUGGUUCUGUGGCGGACGGAUUGGAUGGACCAGGUGGAGCGCGCCAGGGAGCUGACCAAGUCGUCGACGGAUGUCGUGGGAAAAGUUCCUGUGCUGCCGGUUACAGCUUCCCCGUGUGAGCCCGCCGUUGAUUUUGUGGGAGGGAAGGAGACCAAGAAGGUUGACGUUGACGUUGACGAGACGAUACUGUGCAUUAGAGAUGAUGAUCGGGUGGAGACGGAACCACUGAUCCCGCCGGGGGAGAAUGCAAAGCAGUAGUAGUACUGAACUUCGGAGCAUGAGCAGUACUGUAAUCAUUGGUUCAUUGAUUGGUUAGAUUUUAUUGAUGAUUAGUUAUAAAAUUAAUGAUCAUGGGUGCAUGUGGCUUAAUUCCUCUACUGCUAAAAAAAAAAAAAAAAAUUAACCAAUGGUCCUGCAUGUGGG